Rotaria sp. Silwood1 is the source of this 2158-nucleotide messenger RNA. Lineage: Eukaryota; Metazoa; Rotifera; Eurotatoria; Philodinida; Philodinidae. The record is from the annotation of a GenBank genome assembly.
UAAACGACGACGACAAUUAGAUAUAUUAGUUAUUGAUUCAGCUGGUUUUGAAUUUUCAAUAAAACAUGCUAUACCAAUUAAUUCACUUCUACCAUUUGUUCAACCAGGACAAAGACGAGGUAAAAUAUUUAUUUAAAAGACCUAAAUAAAACGAACAAAAGUUUUAAUUCAAAAUUUGAUUUAUCUAUCUCUAAUUCACACUGCUCAGUUAUUUGUCAGUAGCUCAAGUAUUCGGCGUUGUCUGGAAAAAUUCAAUAUUGCAUGCUUAGCAUGUUGGAAAACGGUGAUCUUACAUUUCCUAGAAGCCAUCCAUCUUUGAUGUUGCAAAAUGCGCUCCGAUCUCUUUCCCUUUUCAACUUUUUUUGCCUAGACACGGGUAGGACCAAUGUUUUUCGAACCCGAUCCUGGCUCCGAUCCCUUCUCGAUCUCAGUCGAAAAAAAUUUUACUCUCAGGCCCGAUUCUGAUUUAAAAAAGCUGUUAGCUCAAUCCAUUGUAGGAUUAAAAAUGUGAAAAACGAUGGAUCUAUUGUUACUAAUUAAAUGGAAAUCAUCUCGUUCCAUUUCUUUGCGAUACAUUUGUACCUAGAUUCGUUAGAACUACAGUUUCUCUAUUACGGUGUGUGAUGGGUCAAGAUCCUGUCUGCCAUGGUCUGUAAUAGGUCCAAAAUCUGUCUUUCACGGUAUACGGCGGAGCGGGGUGCAAAUUUCUACCCUUAUGCACUUCAACACUCCUUACAGAUAUUGUCUCACAAAAAAAUUGGGAUCGGGACUAGAACCGCUUUGCUCAUCUCUAGAUUGGGAAUUUUAAUAUAUUUUAAAUCUGCAUUAGUUUGAAGUUUAAAAAAAGUUUCUUUGUAAAACUUUGUCAUCUUUUUGAAACAUUUUCGUUGAAAACUUGAUCAAAACAAUACUACUGACCAUUGAAAUAUGCUAACAUCGAUUGAUCAGCAAACUGAUCUAUCAAAUUUGAGUAUACUUUCAUACCCUAGAAUCUUCUGUGUCGAAUGACGAAAAUCGCAGGUCUUUAUCUCUUUUCGUUCUCCAGUUUUUGAGAAAACAGUCGCACACACGGACUUUUCAGAUGGAGCACUUACUGUACUGUUCCAAAAAUGGGCUUAUUAAGUACGCUGGAGGUUAAAGCUUUUAAUUGAAAAGUAACCCUUUUUCCAGGAACAGUUGGAAGAAAUACAAAAACCGGAGGAGAAUACUUCAAAAAUCGAAGAAUAUUUCCGACGUUUUUUUUGAAAAAUCCGAAAAAUUUUCCAUCAUUUUUUGAAAGUUAAAGGGACUUUUCCCCCCCCCCCCCCCUCUCGAUUCUGCCGACUUCAUCUUGACUAUCUCCUGAACCUAACGGUGUAUCAUGCCAAGUUUGACUGCUCUAGCUCUUACGGGGACAAAAUGCAUAAAGAAGAAACAUAUAGGGUGUGGGUGUGGAUACGGACCUUCUACUACGUUAUAUACCAACAGGCACACUCAUAUCCGCACUCCAAUCCACCCACACUCACAUCCGCACCCCAUACCCACCCACACCCCGUACCCACACUCCACACCCACACCCAAUUUCAUUUAACAUCAUUUCAUCAAGAUAUUGGAAAGAUAAAGUAUAAAAAUAUGAUUCCAUUCAUGCUUGAAUAUAUCGUAAUAGCAUUAUUCUAAUAUAUAUAUUUCAAUAGUAAUAGAUAAAUUUUUUUUCAUUUUUGAUAUUCUAUUUAGAUGUAUCAUCACUAAAAUUAGUGUGAGAUCAAUAAAUGUAAAUAGUGUUGAAAUAAACACUGCACAUUUCAAUGAUUAUUGAUGUUUUUUUUUUCAUACGUCUAUUUUGAUCAAUUAAUAAAACUUUUAUCUUCUGAUCAUAUAUUCAACACAAGAAUACUUAGUUUAAUAACUUAAUUAUUGAUAAAUGAAUUCAAAAUAACUACGACAUGACAUAUAUAUCUAGUGAGGACUUUUUUCUUUCUUGGAAGUUUUAGCUUUCUAUGCAGCGAAAGAAGUAUGCAAAAUAUCAUGACAAUUUAUCAUCAAUUAUCAUGACAUUCUGUACAGACGCAUACUGAAAAAAAGAAAAAAAGUACAUCAGUGAAUCUGUGUGAUUCUGUAAGACUUUAUCAAAAUCUUUUUUAUAUCGUAGAAAUUUCUAGAGCCUCCAAAAAGUUUCGGA